AUGCGGCGUGGUCGUUGCCAAACGAAGAGUAGAGUAAUUGGUUCUCAUGUAAAACCCUAUUACAUGGAUGUGAAGCGUAUUCAUAAGCCUAAGAACAUUAUCAACGAUGUUCGCAAGGAAUUUGGGGUGAACAUAAGUUAUUCAAAGGCAUGGCGAUCGCGGGAAAAGGCUUUGGACAUGAUUCGAGGGGGUGCGGAGGAAUCAUUCCAGUUGCUACCAUCUUAUCUGUACAUGUUGAUGUUGAAAAACCCUGGGACGAUUGCUGAAAUCAAGAGUGACAGUGAGAGCAGAUUCAAGUACCUAUUUAUGGCAAUUGGUGCAUGUCUUGUCGGAUUUCGUAGCCAAAUGCGACCCAUAAUUGCAGUUGAUGCUUGCUUUCUGAAGGGUAAAUAUCUUGGUAGUUUGUUUGUUGCCACAUGCAAAGACGCAAUUGGCCAUGAGAUACCUGAUUUGGUAUUUGUGUCUGACAAGCAUAAAAGCAUCAGUAAGGCGGUACUGACGGUUUUCCCUAAUGCACUACACAUACAUUGUAUAUAUCACAUUAGCCAGAACGUUAAAGCUAAAUUCAAGCAUGAAAAUGUGCAUGCUUUGUUCUAUAAGGUAGCGAAGGCUUAUCGAGAAUCAGAAUUCCAUGAAUUGUUUAACGAGCUCGAGCGAUAUGAUCCAGCCGUCGGGACCUAUCUAAGAGAGGCCGGCUUCAGUCGUUGGGCACGUGCCUAUUCGGAUGGGAAGCUGUUUGAUAUAAUGACGACAAACAUUGUAGAAUACCUUAAUGUAGCUUUGGUGGAUGCACAACCGAUUGAUAUGUAUAGAUUCAAUGUCAAAAAUGGUAACUCCGGUGGCAUAGUAGACUUGAAGGCGAAAACUUGCACAUGUCGGGUGUUUGAUUUCGACAAAUUGCCAUGCAGACAUGCCCUGGCUACUGCACGUUCACGUAAUAUUGACCCAUACACUUUGUCGUCCGCAUACUACCAAAUAGAGGCUCUGUUGUGUGCCUAUGCCGAUCCGAUUAUGCCAGUGGGCAGUCAGGCCGAUUGGAUCGUACCGGACGAAAGUGCAUCUGUUAAUUUACUACCUCCGGCAACUAGACGCCCAUGUGGAAUACGCAAGACAUGCCGAAUUCCUUCAGCCGGCGAAGAGAAGAGGAGGGUAAAAUGUGGUCGUUGUGGUCAAAUUGGCCACAAUCGCCAAACUUGCUCAAAUCCAAUAAGUCUGGAUGAAAAAAAGGAAGGCAGCAGUAAAAGUGCAAAAGUGGAUCACGUUUGA
Messenger RNA from Diospyros lotus (date-plum), 1266 nucleotides. RefSeq lists its product as uncharacterized. NCBI's taxonomy places the organism in Eukaryota, Viridiplantae, Streptophyta, Magnoliopsida, Ericales, Ebenaceae. The transcript is spliced from 3 exons. Gene Ontology annotation, molecular function: zinc ion binding. Bases 1 to 1266 code for a protein of 421 amino acids. The record is from RefSeq and is a predicted model, not a curated record.